UUCUUUGGGAUGUCUGCGUGCUGGCAGAGUUCCGAGUGAGAUUUUCCUUUCGCCGAGAAACCCUAGUGCGGAAGUUGUCCGGCAGCCGGCCCCAAGACGGACGAAGAAUAUGCCGGAAACCCUGCCAGAGCUGCAAGCCGGCAGCCGGUAUCCUCCGCCGGCGGCGGCGAAAGAUUCAGCCGACAGUCUGCCGCCGCCACCACCGCCACGACAUCCUCCUCCUCCUCCUCCUUCCAAGCCGGUUAUCAUCGCCGAUCUCAACGUCGAUCCCCCCGAGAGCGACGGCGACGACGACUCCUCCCCCGCCCCCAUCGCCCUUCUCCCCGCCAAGAGCAGCAUCGAGGAGAGCAAUGUAGUCAGAAGCACCGUGAAGAUGAAAGACCCCGAUCUCGUCGAAAGCGAAGAUCUCGAUCACCAUUGCCAGGGGGCUUCGGUCCCGCGCGAGGAAAAAGUCAGCAGCCUGAAAGCUGGCUUGGCUCAUGUGGCGAGAAAGAUGCUGAAAAAUGCGCAUGCUCAAUUUUUACUGGGGCUGAUGUAUCAGAGACUCGGUCAACCGCAGAAGGCGGUCUCAGCGUACGAAAAGUCGUCUGAAAUUUUAUUACGAGAUGAAGAGGAGGUGCGGAGACCGGAUUUGCUCUCGCUAGUGCGGAUACACCACGCGCAGUGUGUUUUGCAGGCAAGUACAGGGGAUGGCCCCGACAAAGAGCUUGAAGCUGGCGAAUUGGAUGAAAUCCUUGCAAAGCUGAAGAAUUCGCUGCAAUCAGAUGCCAGACAAGCAGCUGUUUGGAAUACUCUUGGAUCGAUACUUCUUAGAUCCGGCCGUCUGCAGAGUGCGAUUUCAGUUUUGUCGUCUAUCUUGGCUCUUGUUCCAGACUACUUGGACUCCCUUGCAAAUCUUGGCGUCGCAUACCUUCAAAGCGGUAAUUUGGAGCUUUCUGCUAAAUGCUUUCAAGAUCUUGUCCUGAAAGAUCAAAACCAUCCUGCUGCUCUGGUCAACUAUGCGGCUUUUCUUCUCUGUAAAUAUGGAUCAAUUAUUGCAGGGCCAGGGGCUAAUGCAGGUGAAGGGCCUUAUCCGCAUCAAGUUGAAGCUGUGAGUGUUGCAAAAGAGUGCCUAAUGGCAGCAAUCAAGGCUGACCCUAAAGCUGCAUCUUUAUGGGUGAAUCUUUCUAAUGCAUACGAUGUAGCUGGUGAACACAGGAACUCACGAAGGUGCUUGGAGCAGGCAGCAAAGUUGGAGCCUAAUCAAAUGUCUGCUCGGUAUGCUAUAGCAGUUCAUCGCGUCAAAGAUGCUGAGAGAUCGCAACUAUCUUCUGAGCAGCUUUUCUGGGCUGCAAAUGAAAUGGCAACAAUUCUAAAAGAAGGCGAUCCAGCAGUAAUUGAUCUUCCGAUCACAUGGGCAGGGCUGGCAAUGGCUCACAAGGCGCAACAUGAAAUUGCUGCUGCUUUUGAAACUGUUCAGAUGGAUCUGGAUGAGGCAGAAGGUCGAGCUAUAUGCACAUUAAAGCAGGCGAUCGAGGAGGACCCCGAUGAUGCAGUUCAAUGGCAUCAACUUGGAUUGCACAACCUCUGUACCAUGAAGUUUAAUACUUCAGUGAAGUUCUUCAAGGCAGCAGUAGCCCGCUGUCAGGAGUGCAGCUAUGCUUGGUCUAAUCUCGGUAUUGCAUUGCAAUUAUCUAAUGACCCAUCGUCGGCUGAGACGGUAUACAAGCGAGCGCUCUCAUUGUCUACGGCCCAACAGGCGCACGCCAUCCUUUCCAACCUCGGAAAUCUUUACCGUCAGCAGAGAAGGUUUGAACCGGCAAGAGCUAUAUUUUCAAAAUCUCUAGAACUCUGCCCGGGAUAUGCGCCUGCUAAUAACAACCUUGGGCUUGUUUUCGUUGCCGAGGGCUCCUGGGAGGAGGCCAAAAACUGUUUCGAGAAGGCUCUUCGUUCUGAUCCAUUGCUUGAUGCCGCCAAAUCCAACAUGGUGAAAGCAAUGGCCAUGUUGAGGGUUAGCGGAAGCGGAACAGCAUGACAAAAUUCAUCGUACAUAGAAUUGGGGAACAAGACAUCGAUUUUUUCAACAUAGAAUUGGAAGUUCUGUGGUAUGGUCGGGUUGUUCGAACAAGUUUGGUUCAAGCCAAAUCGACAUCUUUGUGCAUUAGUGCGGAAGUCAUUUUGCAUCUUUGAUUGACGAGAAAAGUUUGGUGCGAUAGAAAGAUGAAUGGGAUCACGUGCUUAGCGUCACGCAUGUGUAGACCAGGGCAUGAUAAUCUGGGAAAUUGUUCAAUGUAAUCUAAACAAGUGUAUAAAAUUGUAUAUUGCUCCGAGCAUGUUUCUAUCUGUACAUAAAGGGAUGUAUUAUUCUCAGGUUCGAAAGCAAAUUGUUGUGCA
Ananas comosus (pineapple) is the source of this 2373-nucleotide messenger RNA. Its product is annotated as probable UDP-N-acetylglucosamine--peptide N-acetylglucosaminyltransferase SPINDLY. Bases 110 to 2014 code for a protein of 634 amino acids. NCBI's taxonomy places the organism in Eukaryota, Viridiplantae, Streptophyta, Magnoliopsida, Poales, Bromeliaceae. Gene Ontology annotation, molecular function: protein binding. The record is from RefSeq and is a predicted model, not a curated record. The transcript is spliced from 12 exons.